CCUCCCCUCCAGUCUUGUACAGGUGUGCCGGCUCCUCCCCUCCAGUCUUGCACAGGUGUACCGGCUCCUCCCCUCCAGUCUUGUACAGGUGUGCCGGCUCCUCCCCUCCAGUCUUGCACAGGUGUACCGGCUCCUCCCCUCCAGUCUUGCACAGGUGUAGCGGCUCCUCCCCUCCAGUCUUGUACAGGUGUGCCGGCUCCUCCCCUCCAGUCUUGCACAGGUGUACCGGCUCCUCCCCUCCAGUCUUGCACAGGUGUGCCGGCUCCUCCCCUCCAGUCUUGCACAGGUGUGCCGGCUCCUCCCCUUCAGUCUUGCACAGGUGUGCCGGCUCCUCCCCUUCAGUCUUGCACAGGCGUACCGGCUCCUCCCCUUUCAGUCUUGCACAGGUGUACCGGCUCCUCCCCUUCAGUCUUGCACAGGUGUGCCGGCUCCUCCCCUUCAGUCUUGCACAGGCGU
This is a messenger RNA of Staurois parvus, 456 nucleotides long. NCBI's taxonomy places the organism in Eukaryota, Metazoa, Chordata, Amphibia, Anura, Ranidae. The record is from the annotation of a GenBank genome assembly.